Molecule: messenger RNA, 822 nt
Organism: Cuscuta europaea
Lineage: Eukaryota; Viridiplantae; Streptophyta; Magnoliopsida; Solanales; Convolvulaceae
Source: the annotation of a GenBank genome assembly
CUUGAUGGUGGGCUUUUUACUCCGGUGUGAGGAGCUGGGCUACAGGCCGACAACGGCCCUAUUCAUGAAUUUGUACCAGAUCGGCCGAGGAAGCCAUAAGAACUGUGCGGCCUAUGCUACUCUUCAACAGCUGCCGAAGAAGAGGAGCUUCACGGAUUUGCCUACGUCCAUUCAUGGGUGGAAGAGCAAGUUCGUGUUUGUGUCCAUUGGUGAGAGUGGCACCGAGUUCCCCUCUCUCGGCCAUACCGGGAGGUUCAAUCUCCAUGACCCACCGAAGAGCUCUAUCUUGGAUGCUCAGGUGGCGACUUUCCUGGAAGGGGGGCCGAGGAGCGUGAAGGAUUACGUUACCGAAUACAAAAUGACCGCCCUCGGCUUCUUCAGAUACCAUCUGUAUGGCGAUAAGGAGGAUGACCUCCAACUCUGGCCGAGGAUGACCACCACAUUUGAAGAGGCCGACGGCCCGGAUUUGGGCAUUCCUGCUGAGGCCGAUGAUUUUGCUAUGGACCGUCGUUCCAUAAUGGCUAUGGAACCUGAAGCUGCCGAAGCUGAUGAAGGAACCAGAAGAGCAGGCAAAGCUUCCGUUGUCGGAGCGGGAGUCCCCAAUUGAAAGCUCCGGCCUUGGCGAGCCGGAUUACACCGAGUUUGAUUUUUUGGACGAUGCCACAAGUGCUGCAGCCACCGCCGGCCAGGAGGCUGAGGCCGAAGAGGGAGCAGACGAGGCCGAAGAGCCAGCCGCAGAUGGAGGUGCUCCAGAGGCUUGAUCGGCUACUCCUUUGUAGUUAGUUUUCAUUUUUGCCCAAAUGAUGUAACGGCCGAAGAGCC